AUGAAGAUCACACAGGCAGAGCUGAGUGAACAUAACACGACGUCCUCCCUGUGGAUCUCGAUUGGCGGCAUCGUUUGCGACGUCACCGAGUUCCUCAUGCUGCAUCCAGGCGGAAACGACAUCCUGCUCCAGCAUGGUGGGACUGAAGCCUACGAAGCGUUCGAGGAAGUUGGGCACUCUGAUUUUGCCCGCAAGAUGGUUCAUGAGAAAGCCAUUGGCCUCCUGGUGGAUGGCAGAGAGGCGCCUCGCGCAGGUCAAGGCGUGUCGUUGCUUGGUCGACUCUUCACAAAGGAGGACAAUUACAACAUCCACAAGACGCUUGGCAUCUUCAUCUUGUGUCACACCUUCUACAGAAUCUACACGGCAUGCGACAUGCAGCUGGAUGGCGGCUUCACCAGUGAAGUUUCUUCACUGGCCCUGUGCUGGGUGAGUAUGCUGCUUCAAGUCUCUUCCUUCCUCUUCGAGGUUCCGCGAGCACGUCUGCUGGGAAGCCCGAUGAUCUGGCAGGAAUGGCGUGCGCACAACCUGGUUUUUGUUGGCAGGCAUGUUCUGGCUUUCACCAUUUGCUGGGUCUACAUUCGCUAUGUCAACAUUUCGGAUGAUUUCGCGACCUUUUUCGUGGACAUGCUGCUGUUUGCAGUUUUGUACGCUCAGCUGUACUCUGUCGAUGUGAUCACCGCUUACAUUCGUGAGGAUAAACAUACCAGCCUAACGGCUAGUUGGCCCUUUUGGGACGGCUGCCCCAUCUGGCUGGAAAAGUCCAUCAAGUGGUACUACACCAUCGCGCAGUUUCAGGCAAGCUCCCUUCUCGUAAUGACUGGCAGCUCGCUAUUCGACAAGUACAUGGUCAUCUUCCCCUUCCAGUUUGCCUCCUUUCUGAUGACACUGGUCAGGAAGGGCAUCAUCACCACCAAGGGCUUCCAUGCCGGAUACCUGUGGAGUUUGUUCAUGGUGGUGUGGCUCAUCCUGGGGCCACAGAACUUUCUCGUCUCCGUGGUGUCCUUCGCCACGUGGAUCAUUCUCUACAUUUGGCGAUCUUAUGGCCUCUCAAAGUACGCGCUUUGGUUGGGCCCACUUCUCUCCAAGAUGCUGGCAUACUACCACAUCACUCCGGACAACCCUCUUGUGCAAUUGGGCACAAUGAUGAUUACCUGGAUCGUGUGCAUGGUGCUUCAGAAGUGUGUCAUGGGCUUCGCCACAGAGGUGCGCGCUCGGCGCUUUUUGGAGGCCCGACAGAAGCCGAUGAAGCUUGUGGACAAAGAGACCAUCAGUGAUAACUUUGUGCUUCUGAAGUUUGAAGUGCCAGCGGGAUACGCUGCUGGAAUCAACCCUGGACAGCAUGUGAAGGUUCAUGUGCCGAACCCCUCCAAGGGCCGCAAAGAGUGGAACAAGCACGCAAAUUUGGAGGAGCCGGUAGAGAUUCUGAGCAGAUCAUACACACCUGUGUCUGCUACAACCUCGCCGACACUUGACCUCAUGGUUCGCCAUUACCACAAGAGUCCAGAGAGGGGAUUCCCGGAUGGAGGACGUGCCAGUACCUACUUGGUGGAGAAGCUGAAGGUAGGCAGCAAGAUCCUGAUGUCGGGUCCUCAUGGACAUCAGCUCUACUUCGGCCAGGGCAACUUCCUGGUAGGCAAGAACAUGGUGAAAGCUCGUGUGUGUGGAGCUUUGGCUGGAGGAUCGGGCAUAACGCCGGUGCUGGCGACCCUACGAGAUAUUUGGCAGGAGGGGCGCCGCGAUGUGCGAGACCGGGACCAGCGGAUUCUCGGGGAGCAGGCAGUCAAGAUGAAGGAGUUUGCCAUCAUGCAUGUGACUCGGUCUGCAUCCGAAGCACUUCCGCAGCAGUGGUAUCAGCCGCCCACCGGCUGCGGGGAGCAGACGCCCAUCCGCAUGUCCCACGUGAUCACGGGCUCGGACUCCGCCAAGGCUGAAGUUCCAGGAGCCCUUUGCUACACCGGGCGAGUGACCGAGGAGAUGGUCAAAGCGGCGAUGCCGCCGCCCGGCGAAGAUGUCGUGAUCUUCGUCUGCGGUCCUCAAGGCUUCUCAGAGGCCUGCUGUCGUCCGAUUCUGAAGCAUCUUGGAUACAAGCAUGUAGUGAUGCUGCAAUGA
Molecule: messenger RNA, 2109 nt
Organism: Symbiodinium pilosum
Lineage: Eukaryota; Dinophyceae; Suessiales; Symbiodiniaceae
Source: the annotation of a GenBank genome assembly